Messenger RNA from Sclerotinia sclerotiorum 1980 UF-70, 192 nucleotides. RefSeq lists its product with no specific name. The record is from RefSeq and is a predicted model, not a curated record. The transcript has a single exon. The coding region runs from base 1 to 192 and encodes 63 amino acids. Lineage: Eukaryota; Fungi; Ascomycota; Leotiomycetes; Helotiales; Sclerotiniaceae.
AUGACUAGGGAUGAGGAUACGGGGGCGGCAAUGAAUGAGACUCUUCAAGGUCAAUUAUCAGUGCCAACCACUGGAGAAGUUCCAUCGCUUAACACGAACUUGACACGACCUUCAGUGGAGAUAUUUCGUGAUGUGCCAUACUCAAAUACCCGAGAGCUUGACAGGGCUCCUGGCAAGGGAUUGGGCAGAUAG